Messenger RNA from Fusarium venenatum, 426 nucleotides. RefSeq lists its product as uncharacterized. Lineage: Eukaryota; Fungi; Ascomycota; Sordariomycetes; Hypocreales; Nectriaceae. The record is from RefSeq and is a predicted model, not a curated record.
AUGUGCUUAUACGCCUGCGUCGUCUUCCUCUGCGCCCACGAGCGCUGGGGUUUAUGUGUAAAGACGUGCCAGACCGCCGAGAACUUCCAGGCGAACAAGGUCGACCAAGACUGCUUGGUAAAAAGCCCUCACGUGCCUACAUCGCGAAAGUUGCAGAGAAAGUGCAGCAGCUGUAUCGUGAUGGAAGACAAAUUCGGCCAAGCUAAGAAGAGCAUUGAGGAUGUCAAACAGGCGCUGAAGAGGAUUGGAGAAGAAACGAGGAAGAGAAAGAUGGAAGGGGAGAAAAAGAAAGAGCAAGAAGAAGGCAAGGCAAGACCGGCUGUGGGUGUAGAUUGUGGUCCUGAGCUCGGGGUUAUUAGCGAGGAGGAUGAAGAGAUUGGGGAGGAUUCUGAGAUGGGAGAUGGGUCUUCCUGGGCGAGUGGUUAA